AUGCCCAAGGUGCGCAUCCGCGAAGCCCGCAAGCGCACCACAGGCGAUCGGCCACCGUUCGUGGCGCUGUGCCUGCUCGGUGCGCGCGGCACCGAAGUGAUGGACCUUCUGGGCCCCUACGAGACCCUGGCGGCAUCCCGCCUCUUCGACGUCUUCACCGUGGCGUCCACGUCGCGCCCGGCGCCCCUGAGCGGCAACCUAUUCGCCGUGCCCGACUACGCCCUGCUGGAGAUGUCGGCGGACGACACGGCCGCCGUGAUCGAGUCCGCGGACGUGGUGGUGGUGCCCAACGUGUUCGACGCUGGCGAGCCGAUGCUGCUGGAGUUCUUGAAGCGGUACGGCGGGGGCAAGUGGGUGCUGAGCGUGUGUGAGGGGGCGCGGAUGGUGGCGGCGUCCGGGCUGCUGGAGAGCAAGGUGGCCGUCACGCACUUCCACGCGCUGAACGAGCUCGGCAGGAAGCACCCGAGCGUCAGGUUCUUGCACGGACACAGGUACAUCCACACUGGCAACAUAAUCACCUCUGCUGGUGUCUCUGCGGGAAUUGACUCCUCACUCUUCCUCAUCGAGAAGAUGGGCAGCCCUGCACAUGCAGAUGCCACCAGUGAUCGCAUGGAGUAUGAAGGCCGUGUGCGGGAGACCGAUCCAGAUGGCAAGGUGGAAGGCCGUCCACCGAGCUUCACGAUCGGCACGACUGAGGGCGUCAAGCUCAUGGGCCGAACGUUCUCGCCGUGGGGCAAGCGGGUGAUCGCAGUUGCAGUAAUGCCCGAUGUGGGGGAGACGCUACUGGGUGCUGUGGUGGAUGCCUUCCCACGGACAGGAAAGGUGAAGUUGAUGACCUUCACGCCUGAGGAGCAAGUGGGACCAGUGGCAACGGCACAUGGCCUUGCAGUGCUGCCGCAGUUCACUGCUGGUGUCCUAAAGGAACCUGUGCAUCAUGUGUUGGUGCCAUCCUCGCAACCUACCAAGGAUGGACAGGAGGAGGACUUCUUGAAAGUCAAGCGAGCCCUUGAAAGGAGGCAUCUGGGUGAAGUCCCCAUCACUCUGCUGUCCGUACCAGCAGGCAAGGCGCUCAACGAGGUGCUUGACCUUGUGCAGAAGCUGAUCGGCCGAAAAGAAGCAGCUCUUGUAGCCAAAAUGAUGGAACACCAUUGGAAACCAGAUGCCUGA
Ostreobium quekettii is the source of this 1167-nucleotide messenger RNA. NCBI's taxonomy places the organism in Eukaryota, Viridiplantae, Chlorophyta, Ulvophyceae, Bryopsidales, Ostreobiaceae. The record is from the annotation of a GenBank genome assembly.